Molecule: messenger RNA, 1378 nt
Organism: Prorocentrum cordatum
Lineage: Eukaryota; Dinophyceae; Prorocentrales; Prorocentraceae
Source: the annotation of a GenBank genome assembly
GUUGUUGCUAGUGGCCACACACGCGUCGGGACCAUCGUCCUCAUAACCACGCGCGUCCUCACCAACCCUGCCAUCAUUCUUGUCAUCAUCAUCAUCAUCAUCGAAGCGGUGGGCUCAAGCAGCCUUGAACUCAAGAGACGGGCUCAGGCCCCGCCGAAAGGCAGCCGACCCGUCUUUCCAACCUCCCGCCAACCGCUCCCCAUGUUCCAGUCCUUGACGCCCCUCCUCCGACCUGUGCUGAUGUUGGCGUUGGCCAACUUAUGUGCCCAUGCUGCCCUGCUGCUCUACCGGCCUGGACAGCGUGGAGAACGGGGCCAGCUGGAGCUGGCGGAGGAGUACAGCGACGACCACAUGGCCCAGGGGUUCGUGCUCACCAUGCCUUUCGUGCUGCCGUGCGUGGAUUGUUCCCUUCUCCUGCUCCUCCUCCUCGUCCCCCUCCGUUUCUUAUUGCUGUGCCUCGCCCUCCUCCCCCACAUUUUGCCUCCCCGAAUCCCUCCCGCUUUUCUUAUCAAUAUAAUUGUUGUGAUUGUCCUCGUUCUGGUUUGGUUCAUCCUUGCUCCCCCUCUCGAGGACGAGGGUUUCGACUUCGAGCCCAGCCCCGUGCCCUCCAGCUUCCAGAUCGUGGCCGACAGCGCGUUCCCAGAGCUGUCCCAGUCUGCGGAUGACUCCGGCUGGCAGGUGACCGAGGCCCGCGGCGUGCUGAUCGUGAUGAAGGACAGGCUGGAGGACGCGAAGGCCCUGUACGUGGUCCAGGAGGAGGAGGAGGACGAGAGCCUCUUCGAGAGCGCGGACGGCACCAAGUGGCAGGACUUGAAGCUCAUAACGCAGGUGUUCGAGAACGUCACCAACGGCUUCUGCCCCGACUCCCAUGGCGGGGACCCUGAUUGGUUCACAGCGGAUGGUGGCGCGGAGACCUUCGUGCACAAUGGCCAUUCUGAGGCAGAGGUCAUGAAUGAGAUGUUGUCUGGCACAGGGAAGGACAUCGACUUGGGGGUCGUCUUGGUCCGCUUCGAUGGUCGUCGUGCAGGUCGUGGCUUUCAGUUUUUCUUGGAGCAUCGGUCCAUGGACGCGACCGAAGGGCUCAUCUUUGGGAUCAUGCAUACCGCCAGAUACAACUACAUCGGUGGCUUGGACGCGUAUUGGAUCAACUACGUCAAGCCGCACUUCCAUUACAUGGACCAUGUGUGGGUGAACCCCGCCUACUUCGAGAAGCGCUCCUCCUAGUCCUCCUCUCUCCUCCUCCCUACUCCACCCUAUCUUUCCCCCUCCCUCCUCUCCCCUGCUCCCUCCACCUCAUCCCUUUUUCUCCUUCCCCCAUCCUUCCUCCCCCUGUUCCCUCUUCCUCGUCCUCCUCUUUCUCCGACUACCGCGGCGACGG